Messenger RNA from Fukomys damarensis (Damara mole-rat), 1101 nucleotides. RefSeq names its product kallikrein-4. Gene Ontology annotation, biological process: amelogenesis; proteolysis; extracellular matrix disassembly. Lineage: Eukaryota; Metazoa; Chordata; Mammalia; Rodentia; Bathyergidae. Gene Ontology annotation, molecular function: serine-type endopeptidase activity. The record is from RefSeq and is a predicted model, not a curated record. Bases 9 to 944 code for a protein of 311 amino acids. The transcript has 6 exons.
GUGCCGGCAUGAUGGUCACAGCAAGAAACCCCUGGGGCUGGCUUCUGGGGUACCUCGUCCUUGGGGUCCCAGCGGCCGCCGAGGGCGCGGCUAAACGGGAGCUGGGCUUCCGGGAGUGGGCCUUUGCUGAAGACCUGUACCCGCUUUCCGGGGCUCCACCCUGGGACCCCCGGGAACCCUGUGUGUGCGCGUCCCGCGACGCCAACCUGAAGCCCUGGCCACGCCCUAUGACCACGCCCACCGCAACCUGCAUCGUGAACCUAUCCCUAGCCGUGGCCACGCCCCUGGCUCCCCAGUCCUGCCCCCAAAGCCUUGCCACGCCCCUGAAUCCCACACCCCGGGCCGUGCGCAGGGAGCCAGCGGAGGCGCAGCCCUCAGUCGCACCCCACCCCCCGGCCCCCAGCUCCUACAGUGUGGGCCUGGGGCUACACAACCUCGACGCCAGCCAGGAGCCGGGCAGCCGCGUCCUGGAGCCCCUCCUGUCCAUCCGACACCCCGAGUACGACCACCCAUCCUUCGCCAACGACCUCAUGCUCAUCAAGCUGAAAGAGGCGGUGCCCGAGUCCAGCACCAUCCGAAGCAUCAGCGUGGCCUCCCGGUGCCCAGUGGAGGGGGACGCGUGCCUGGUCUCCGGCUGGGGCCGCCUGUGCCCAGGCGGACUGCCCAGCCGGCUGCAGUGCGUGAACAUCUCGGUGGCGCCCCAGGAGGUCUGCAGCGAGGUCUACGACUCCGUGUACCACUACAGCAUGUUCUGCGCCGGCGGAGGGCCCAACCGCAGGGACUCCUGCCACGGUGACUCUGGGGGGCCCUUGGUCUGCAAUAGGUCCCUGCAGGGCCUCGUGUCCUUGGGGCACAUCCCGUGUGGCCAGCCUGGCUCACCGAGCGUCUACACCAACCUCUGCAAAUUCACUGACUGGAUACAGCAAACCAUCUCCACCAGUUAGCCAUGCAGACCGGGAACCGGGGAGCUGGCGGUGAAGCUGAUGCAUCCAGCCAGGGAAUUCAGAACUCCAGGCUCCCAGCUCCUCGGCCCUCGCUGGAGUCAGACCCUCACAUCAUUUCUCAUAAUAUUCACUCAGCCUUUAAGGGUUUUUACCCUUU